AUGCUGUUCUUUGCCUGCUUCUUGCUUUUUGCCGUUGGCGCUCUAGCUGGCGGUAGUUCUUCCCGACCAAGCCCGGACGUUGUGCGCUCGUACCGCAACUUGCACCGCGAGCUGCUUGCGCCCAUCAAUCUUUACAGUCCUCAGCCACAGACAAUCGCACCUCUCGGUCCCCCCUGGAAGGGUCGCAACAAACUUGCAAACAUGCAGAACUACAUCCGAAACGUGUACAACCACGAAGCCUACAUUGACCCCGAAGCAGGCGCUGUUCUGACCCGUCUGCGCGGCAACAUGCAGUGGAUUCUCAACAAUCGCAACCAUCCCCGCAUCGGGGACUACCAACGUAGCCUCGUUGCUGUUAUGGAAGAGGCAAGCGCGCAGGCCAAGCACGAUAUGCAGAAUGGUCUGCACCCGGUCAAUGUACGCGCGCAGCAUCUCGAUCCCAUCCGCUCCCUGUCGAACAAGGUUAGCGGUGUCGUGGACCUCUUCGGCGAAGGUAGAUCCGAACUCAUGAACAGUCACCUCGGACAGGCCGAACGUGAUCGCUUCGCAAACGCUUUCGAAGUGCUCUUUUCCGAGAAACACCUGCUCAGCUCGGCCACCCGACUCGCUACAACCGUCCCUCGUCUCCACUAG
Messenger RNA from Moesziomyces antarcticus, 633 nucleotides. RefSeq lists its product as uncharacterized. The transcript has 2 exons. The coding region runs from base 1 to 633 and encodes 210 amino acids. Lineage: Eukaryota; Fungi; Basidiomycota; Ustilaginomycetes; Ustilaginales; Ustilaginaceae. The record is from RefSeq and is a predicted model, not a curated record.